Fusarium coffeatum is the source of this 207-nucleotide messenger RNA. RefSeq lists its product as uncharacterized. Bases 1 to 207 code for a protein of 68 amino acids. NCBI's taxonomy places the organism in Eukaryota, Fungi, Ascomycota, Sordariomycetes, Hypocreales, Nectriaceae. The transcript has 2 exons. The record is from RefSeq and is a predicted model, not a curated record.
AUGCUCAAGGCUUACAAGAAUCUCUCCUCCAAAACCCGCCUUGCUGUCGGUGUCGCAGUCAUCGCAUGGGGUGCUGGAGGACUCAUGUUGACUGAUCCACUCGAGAAGUCCCUCGGUUUGACUCCUACUGAGGAAGACAAGGCCGAAUUGGACAAGUACACACCAAAGAUCAUCACUGUUGAGAAGGAUGAGAAAGAGGGCAAAUAA